Messenger RNA from Echinococcus granulosus, 867 nucleotides. Its product is annotated as Isopentenyl-diphosphate Delta-isomerase. The record is from RefSeq and is a predicted model, not a curated record. Gene Ontology annotation, cellular component: cytoplasm. The transcript has 5 exons. Gene Ontology annotation, molecular function: isopentenyl-diphosphate delta-isomerase activity. Bases 1 to 867 code for a protein of 288 amino acids. Lineage: Eukaryota; Metazoa; Platyhelminthes; Cestoda; Cyclophyllidea; Taeniidae. Gene Ontology annotation, biological process: isopentenyl diphosphate biosynthetic process.
AUGUUCAGUGUAGCACAAACUUUGUUGUGGAGACUGUCAUCUUCUGUCUUUACAGACAUAUUUUAUGUGCUCAACUUGCCAAGAUGCUAUGCUUCAACCGUGGACAAAUAUCAAAUCCAGCAUGAGCAUAUGACUAAGGAUGAAUGCCUUGUUGUGGACAAUUUUGAUCGUGUUCUAUUCACAGCUUCAAAAAAGAAUUGUCACUACAAAGGUGGCUUAUUACAUCGGGCAUUUAGUUUGUUCAUAUUUCGCGCAUCACCUUCAACUGCUGGUUCAUUGGAGCUUUUGGUACAACAACGUUCUACGUCGAAGCUCACGUUUCCAUUAUUAUGGACUAAUAGCUGUUGUAGUCACCCCUGCGUUAAUUAUGAUGGUGAAACUGAGGAGGCGAACGCUCUCGGUGUUAAACGUGCGGCCCGACGUAAGGCAAAUCAUGAACUUGGGAUUGAUAUUACUAGAUGUUUAUCCAUUGAGGAUAUUCAUUUUUUGACGCGCAUUAUUUACUCGGCUUCCAAUGAGCCCGAGGACAAUAUGUGGUGCGAGAGGGAAGUGGAUUACCUUCUGGCCAGCAUUCUUCCUCCAAAUCUCUAUGGUGGUCAGAAUACUUUCUUGUAUAAUUUUUUUCAUUCGCUUUUGAGAUUUACAUAUAUAGAGCAGAGUAUUGAUACUAAACAGGGUCAGCACAUGUUUGCUGUUGUAAAAACUGUUGGACAAGCAAGGCAAAAUUUUGGGGCAAACAUUCAUAAUUUUGCUUUAAUUGAUUACAUAGGUGAAUUAUCACUUGAUACUUUUGUUUCUCAACUAGUUAGUAAAACUGUGCUAAAUGGACCAAAAAACACGCUGACGUCCUCAAUAAAAAACGGCUAA